UCUUUCCUCUCUUCCCCCUUGCAGGAAAGGGAGGCUUUGAGAGUCAUCCCAUUGAAGGAGAUUCACAAAGUUCAGGAGUGCAAACAGAGUGAGCUGAUGAUGAGGGACAACCUGUUCGAGAUGGUCACCAGCUCCAGAACCUUCUACAUACAGGCUGACAGUCCAGAGGACAUGCACAGCUGGAUUAAGGCCAUCUCAGGGGCGAUCGUGGCUCAGCGUGGCCCCGGACGCUCGGCUAACACUAUCCGUCAGGCCAGAAGGCUGUCCAGCCCUUGUAUACAGAGGAGCACAGUGACCUCUCUUCUGCUUCCACCUGCUGGUACCCCUAUGAGGAACUACACCACCCACAAUCCUCCUCCAGCACCGCCACAACGGGCCCUCAGCCUCACGCUGGACACGCACCACCAGACAACUUCCUGGGCCUGCUACCGUGGAGGCUAA
Messenger RNA from Micropterus salmoides (largemouth bass), 441 nucleotides. Its product is annotated as pleckstrin homology domain-containing family A member 1-like. Bases 97 to 441 code for a protein of 114 amino acids. Gene Ontology annotation, molecular function: PDZ domain binding. NCBI's taxonomy places the organism in Eukaryota, Metazoa, Chordata, Actinopteri, Centrarchiformes, Centrarchidae. The record is from RefSeq and is a predicted model, not a curated record. The transcript is spliced from 5 exons. Gene Ontology annotation, cellular component: membrane; cytoplasm.